Molecule: messenger RNA, 3519 nt
Organism: Osmia bicornis bicornis
Lineage: Eukaryota; Metazoa; Arthropoda; Insecta; Hymenoptera; Megachilidae
Gene: Nt5b
Product: cytosolic purine 5'-nucleotidase
Exons: 10
Coding region: 142-2076 (644 amino acids)
Molecular function (GO): 5'-nucleotidase activity
Source: RefSeq, a predicted model, not a curated record
AUUGUCAGCAGACAGGGUUGUUAGGUUAUGUCGCGUCGAGGUCACUUAAAUCGGAUUAAUUUUACGCAAUAGAGAGGAUGCAACGUAACUGUUUGGCCACAGGGGCCUCGGGACUUCGUUUUAACUGUUGUUGAGUACACGAUGUGUACCGCGGACGCGUGGAAAAUUGCAAAAGUUGCGAACUAUGGAAUUUUACCUCGAAUUAUGGCGUUCAGACGACAGCGGACGGACGGGUUAUACACGGCGCUACGAACGAAUUCGUCCGCCGCCUUUGCAGGUCAAAGUGAUCCGCGUGAAAUUCACAAUUCAACUGUUUGGCAGAUAAUCAUGGAAUUGGAAAAUUGUAAUUCGCAUGGAGAUCAUGAAAACACGGCACCAAAUACACCUCAACACGAAAAUGAUCCUACCGGCACUAAAAAGUGGUAUCGACAAGCUAGCCAAAGAAUUUUUGUCAACCGUAGUCUUCAUUUAGAGAAUAUCAAAUUCUAUGGCUUCGAUAUGGAUUACACGUUGGCGGAGUAUAAGUCGCCGCAGUACGAGCAACUGGGUUUCACGUUAUUGAAGGACCGUCUUGUAUCUCUGGGAUACCCGCAAGAAAUCAAAGCAUUCGAAUACGACCCAAGUUUUCCGGUACGAGGACUAUGGUUCGACACACUUUAUGGAAAUCUUCUUAAAGUGGAUGCCUAUGGAAACAUUCUGGUUUGCGUUCACGGCUUCGAAUUUUUGAAACAUUCGCAAGUAUACGAGCUUUAUCCAAACAAAUUUUUACAAUUGGACGAGUCCAGGGUAUACGUGCUCAAUACGUUGUUCAAUCUCCCUGAAACGUAUUUAUUAGCAUGUUUGAUAGACUUUUUCACGAAUUCGCCUCAAUACACCCGCGAAAAGACAGGGGUGAAAGAAGGUGAACUAACGAUGAGCUUCAAAAGUAUAUUUCAAGAUGUUAGGAACGCGGUGGACUGGAUCCACCUCCACGGUGAUCUUAAAUCAAAAACUAUUGAGAAUCUCGAUGAAUAUGUAAAGAAAGAUCAAAGGCUACCAAUGUUUUUGAAUAGGAUCAGAGAAAGCGGAGCGAAAGUGUUCCUUUUAACAAAUAGCGAUUACGUUUUUACUGAUAAGAUUAUGACUUAUCUAUUUGACUUUCCUCAUGGAGCAAAGUCUGACGAACCCCACAGAAAUUGGAAAACUUAUUUUGAUACUAUCGUAGUAGACGCUAGGAAACCAUUGUUCUUUGGUGAGGGUACAAUUCUAAGACAAGUAGAUACCAGAACUGGGGCUUUAAAGCUUGGAACUCAUAAAGGACCACUUCAUACAGGUGAAGUUUAUUCUGGAGGUUCCUGUGAUGUUUUCACGGAACUGAUUGGCGCUAAAGGCAAGGACGUAUUAUAUAUUGGAGAUCAUAUAUUUGGUGAUAUUUUAAAGAGCAAGAAAAUUAGGGGUUGGAGGACGUUCUUAAUAGUACCUGAAUUGGUUCAAGAACUUCAUGUUUGGACGGACAAAUGUCAAUUAUUUGCUGAGUUACAAAAUUUAGAUGUUAUGUUAGGAGAAAUGUACAAAAAUUUAGAUAGUAGCACAAAAGAGAAACCUGACAUUUCCAAAUUGCGGGCAUCGAUAAGAGACGUUACGCACAAAAUGGAUUUAUCAUACGGAAUGAUGGGUUCGUUAUUCCGUAGUGGUAGUAGACAAACAUUUUUCAGUAGUCAGCUAGUGAGGUACGCUGAUUUAUAUGCAGCAACUUUUUUAAAUCUCAUUUAUUAUCCAUUUUCAUACAUGUUUCGAGCUCCCGCCAUGUUGAUGCCUCAUGAGAGUACAGUAGCUCACGAACAAAGAUUUGUUAUGGAAACACCGAUGAUUAGUCGAUCACGAACUUUUAAGCUUAAUGAGGAAGAAGAAGAACAAAGUAAACCUCCUAAAACAUUGUACGUGGAUUGUCCCAACAAUCAAAUACCACAUGCAAGACCUGAAACUCCACGUAAUGUAACACAUACACACGAUGAAGAUUGUAGCGACGAAGAUAGCGAUUCCCAGAAACAAGCAAAUCAUGUAAGAUUAUGCCCAAGGAAUUCCAAUUGUAAUUGAAUUAUUUUUUAUGGUAACACUCUUUGACAGCUUAUUAAGAAUUAAAAGAUUUAGUACAAUUCUACCACAUGAUAGCUGUACUUAAAGAUUUUGAUGAAAUUCAUUAAAUUAUGUCGAUUAUUAUAUGCCAUUCCAAUAUUUUUUCAUACACGGAAUAAUAUUGCGAUUUUGCUAGUUGGUUGCUAUGUUUAAGAAUUUUUCUCAAAUUCAUUGAGCUUUUUUAUAAUUAGCAAGCUUCAUAUUUACAUAACAGCAAUAGAGAAAAAGUUCAUAAAUUCCUUCGUAUUAUUUUUAUCUUCACAACGGUGUCCGUGAAAUAAAUAAUUCGGUAUGAAUAUAGUAUAUAGAUGUUAAUGUGUUGGAACUGAAUUUAUUGUCAUAUAAUAUGACUUGAAAAGUUGCAAAUUACGAAUUAUUGUAAAAUGCAUUGUAUAUUAGUUUGCACGUUAAUCUAUAUCUUGUUGACUCUGCUUCAUAUUUAUUUAAACGUAUGCUUAAAAUAAUAGAAGAUACAUUAAAAAAUUUAUAUACUCCUUUGUGAGUUCAUAAAUUAUUAUCAUGCUUCAAAGAAGAAGUCGAUCAAGUGUAUAAUAUUAAACAUUGUUUUAUACUAGUAAUUAUUUUCUGAUAAAAAGUGAUAGCCGUUCUAUCAAUAUUUUUCUUUGGUUGUGUUUUAGUUUUUGGUACAUAUGAUUCUCGCACAAUAAAUUUGGAAUUUAUAGAUAUUUGCAUUAUGCAAAAUAUGUUAAUAUCAAACCUCUUCAAAUAUGUAUCAUAUGUUUUAUAGAUUUAAUCUUAUGAAACAUAAAUUCCCCAUAAAUUGAACGAGUAUAGUUAGUGUUACAGGCAUUGAAAAUACUGUAAGUUUGAUUAAUUAGGAUAGUCUUUUUACGCGAAACUUUAGCUUACUGAAAUUAUACGAAUAGGAUAGUAAAAUUGAAUGAGCUAAUGAAAAUUAUUACAAAAAUGUAUUAUUUCCUCAUUUAUGAAAUGUACUGAUAAUAAUAGGGAAAAUGAAAUUUAUGAAUUGUAAAUGAUUAUAUUAGAAACUUAUUAUUAUCAGCUGUGUAUAUUACUGAGAUUGAAAAUCUUCGACUGCAAUAAAAUAAACAGUUAUGAUUAUUUAUUGUACAAUAUAUAUAUAAUACAUAUAUGGUAUGGUAUAUGUUAGUUAUAUAUAUAUAUAUAUGUUAGUUGGUGCUAGACUUCUUUUCUAUUGCAAAUUUGAUUUUUUUGCAAAUCAGUAAACUCCAUGUAUCAAAGUUGAAAAAAUAUAUGCUAUACUUUAUUAUCAUGUAAUAUAUUAAUAAAAUAUCGAUUACGUAUUAAUCAGAAUAAAGCUAUAAUGAUUAUAAUUAUAUUUAUUUAAAUAUGACUAGUGUUGUGUAUAGAAAUUGUUAUAUUUCUUCAAUGGUAUCAGCAAUAAAUAAUUUUUUGAUAUUA